AGGCAGGUCGUUCGUCAGUGUGAGAGAAGAGGAGCAGCAGGAGGAGACGGAGCAGUCUCCUCUCUUCUCCAGUGACGCGCUCUCAUCCCCCUCUGUCCAACUCCUCCGAAACAAGCCUCCAGGAUUCUCCUCCGUCGCUCCCCUCUUCCUUUUUUCAGUUGCACCUAUAUAUAUGUUUUUUCCCCUUUCUUUUUAUUUUAUUUUUUUUAUUUACUUUCUCUAACCCCUUCGUCGCCCUCAACACCUCCAGAGAUGUAAGCAGAUAAUGAGGACCCCCCCUGCCAUUCAAUCCUCCGGGCGUCAAAGAAGCGAACAUCCUCAUCGUCCGCCCCCCAUUUUUUUGGACCUUCAGCUGCCUUUCAACAAUGUAGAAGAAGAUGCGCUGUCAUUUUAGCGACCAGGAAGCCAACUCCAUGCCCUGUUUCUGCUCGCGUUUCUUACAUCUGCGUGUUUGCAGCCUGUGGGGUGGAAAUGAAAGCUCUGCGUAAAGGUAAAGUUUGAGGGUACCUCUCCGGUUUCCCGCUCACCUGUCCGCCUGCCCCUCUCCUCCUGACUGACUGGAAGAGGAACGUCAACAGAACAUUAGACGAACAACUUCAAAGAGACCUGACUGUUGUUCUGGUAUUUUUUAGUGGGAUUUUGCUACGUUAUUGGAGGAAUCUGAUGUGCGCAACGUUGAAGGAUAUGGCUUAAAUAAUGUUUGUGUUGACAGCUGGAGAAAGAUCCGUAACUUGAGUGUUUUUUUAUUGUUUAUUUUUAUUUUUAUCAGCAUCAGCAAUUGUCGACUUUGGUGGAAUCCCAUCUAAAUGGGAGGAUACCUGGAGGACUGAUUCGGCAGUCGAGAAAAAUGUGGAUAAAACGGAGUGUUGCGCGCAGUCCGUCUGCUUUGAGGCCAGGCAGCUGUGUGGGGCACCGGGUGUGGAUCCUGUUGGCAAUGACUCACCUCACCCUGGACUUCUCUGUUUGCAGUCCCCUCAGUCAGGGUCUGGGGAUCAAACUCACACCUAAAUCGGUGCCUCGCUCACGACCUCGCUUGCAGCCCCUCUGGGAUAUGCCCAACAAGCUUCAGUGGAGAACAGUGAGCCCGUUGGCCCGCCGCCUCCUCAACCCUGUCCCUCCACUCCAAGACAACAGGGCAGGGAUAGGGCCAAAAGUCAAAGGUCAAAAGCAUCGAAAGCCAGCACAUAAAGGACAAGCAGCAUGUAAGGAGUGCCGGUUGAGGUACUCUCGAAUAGAGACAGGUGAUCCUUUGGCUGUAAUAGCAGAAGCUCCAGCAGCUUUAUCAAAUGGGAAGUCUUUAAUUAGAGCCAGAAGGCAGCUCAAAUGGGACAGCUACGACAAGUCUCAGGAGGGCCGGACUACCACGGUGGCUGGAUUUAUUGACUGGGGACCCACAGGGACAGAUAGCAUAGAUGAUGAUGGCAAACCAGAGCCCAAUGUAACACUGUCCACCAGGGCUUCAAUUACCACAGUGGUUGCAACCACAAGCACUACAACCAGGCUCUCCCAAAGGCCGUUAACUGUGGUGACCACCCCAGAGUCCAAGAGCACCACCAGGUCCACUAUCAGCCACACGGAGACUGUCAAACCAACAAAGCCAUAUAGGGACACGCCAGGUUUGGCAGUUCACCAGAUAAUCACAAUCACUGUGUCUCUCAUUAUGGUUAUCGCAGCCUUGAUCACAACGCUCGUCCUUAAAAACUGCUGUGCGCAGUCUGGAAAUGGUCGCCACAAUAGCCAUCAGCGCAAGAUCCACCAGCAAGAAGAAAGCUGCCAAAACCUGACAGACUUCACCCCAGCCCGGGUACCCAGCAAGGUGGACAUAUUCACUGCCUACAAUGACAGCCUGCAGUGCUCACAUGAGUGCGUUCGGACUGCCGUGCCCAUCUACACUGAUGAGAUGAUCCAGCAGACGCCUGUCUAUAAGUCUGCUUACAACGGAAACAGGCCCUCCCCCACUGAGAGACAGCUGAUUCCUGUGGCCUUUGUGUCAGAGAAGUGGUUUGAGAUCUCUUGUUGACGAGCUGAAGGCCUUGUUCAUGUUCUGUGGGUGGAAGAGACUUCCUGAAUUCAUGCUCUGGAUCCAGUUGGAAACAAGACACACACAAAACAGCUUCUUUUGUAAAAUAGUGUGAUCACUCUUUGGACAGUGGUGAAGAUAUUUAUUUUUCUAGAGAUGACAAGCAGAGCAGCCACAAUGCUGCCACUCCAUAUUUCCAGAAACCUACAGUCAUUUAGAUAUAGAUUAUAUAUAGAUAUAUUUACAGGAUGUAUGGAACAAGACUGUGGACGUCACGGAUGUCUCAAGGAAAAUAUUUGACAUUUGACAAAGGAACCCAAGGAGCUGCUUUGGGUGGAAGAUGAACUGUAUUUCUGAACAAUGUGCCAAUAAUGCCACUAUGUGCCACAACCUGGAUUGAUGGAAGUUUCAACAACAACUGAUGGACUAAAAAAAAGAGCGCUCUAUUAACCCUGUAUCAACUCCAAUUACAUUUUUUUUGUUUGUUUUUUUUUUUUUUAAAGAAAUGUGAAAGUUAAACAAUGCUACAAAUGUAUUUGAAUAUGUUUUGAAAUAGUUUUAAGAAAUGUGUUGCAAAAGAGUCUAAAAGAUAUUUAUAUGAAGCACUAUUCUACUAGCUGGGGAAGAGAUGAUGGAAAAAUAGAAACGGUAUAUGCUUUAUUGAAUAGUUGAUUUGAAAACUUUGUUUCUAUAGGUCCCAUUUUAAAAACAGAAUAGUUAUGUCUAUUUUUUUACACUCUAUAAUCUGCCACAGCCCUAACAGUGGAGGUCUUAAGCUCUUGAGACCACUGUUAAUGAAAUAUUCCCAACCCCAGCUGAGAUUAUAACAAAGAAACCAUCUGAAUUCACUUAGUACAAGCCAGUUCAAUGCCCACUUCAACUGCAUGUGAUGGAACAAUUAUACCAGAUUUGGCUAAUGGAAAAUCACACAAAAGGCUUCAGUGGUGCAGCUCAUGGUAUCAACAAUUCCCACAGCGGUAAAUUCACGUAUAGAUUGAAUAUGACACUGGACUGCAUGGAACUGGACAGGACAUUCAUACUGUCUCAGGUCUGUCUAGCUCCUUUGCACACUUCAUAUUGGUCUCUGUCUCAACAGCUGUUUGGGAUAAAUUCUAAUGAAUGGUUCUGAUUUAGAGCCGAGCUGCAAUGAUAAGGGGUGGAACAGAUUUAAUUUGAGCUUCACAUUCAAAUAAUUCACGAGACAAUUUGCAUAAAUAGCAAAGAGAUUGAAAAAUUAAUCCCUCCACAGAUAGUAAUUGAAUAUCCCCACCCCAGUCCCAGAUUGGUUCACUUCUGAAUUUUUUUUUCUCAAAGCCUAAAACUCUGAAUUAUAUUCAGAAACUCAAGAAGAACAUGAGCCAAUUUGUUGAGCAUGGAGCAUGAAAUUGUCUUCAGUUUUUAAGCUACAACUGAAGAAAAAGCUGUGAAGAAGCUACAUGGUGUUCCUCAGGAUCAAAAUGAUCUGCGUCACAUGUUUUAAUACAGGAUGCCAGUAGUGAAUGAUUCCCUCACAGAAAAUGUUGUAAAGGUUAAUUCUCUGUGGACUCCGUGCAGUACUUGAGGACAAUAUUUCUAGCAUAUCAGAAUUUCAGCUAUCACAGCCAGGAUGUUCAGUGUUGUGCACAAAAUAUAUCAGUUUGUGCAAAAGAAAGCUAAGAAAAAAUAUGAUACAUAAUAGACAAAAAGUCAUAUUUGGUUCUUUCAAACAACUAAAAUACUUCCACAGUAUUUUAUUGAAGUAAAAGAAUUAAGACAAGCCAAUCAGUGCUAACAAAUUGGUUUAAACUAUCUCUUAAGUCAAGGUGAGGGAAGUCCGUGGUGAGGAAGGGCAGUAAAGCUCUCCUGAGAGCUUCCUAGCACUAAUAAUUUUACUAUCACCUUCAAGCUUCGAAAGACACAUUACCUUUGUGCUAUGAGGCUUUCGAGAAAGUUGUCUACUAAUCUACCUUUCAUUGUGCUGUGGGUUUGUACAAAGCACAAAUACAAUUCUGUAAUUGUAAACGUUUUUGGCUGCAGACAGCAAUAUGUACAGAUUUAAAUGGUAGGUUUUACUGGGUGUUCUCCAGUAAUUCACUUUGGUGGUUUUUAGACUUGUACUCACUUCCUUAAAGGAUGGAAGAAAACAGAUUGUCCCAGUGAGAUCAGUAUCUGUAAAUGUGAGCCAUUCAGGAGGUGUCAAGAUGGCUUGGGAUAAACACUGUGGUGCAGAAACCCCUGCUGGCCCAUUCACAACAUGAAGACCACUCUCAUGAAUGACCCAUACCAGUUCAGCCUCACGUGUGUCGGGCUGUGUUGCUUCUUUGACAUAACAUAUAUUUUUUUGAAUGAAAAGUGUUAUCUUACUAGUCAGAGGGUUAUGAAACUUACUGUAUAUUAUACACGUGUAAAUGUAUUUUCUAUAUAUUUGCUUCUAUUUGUGUACAGGUGUGUUCUAUUUUUCAAGACCUCUCCCAUUUUUGGGAGGGUUUCAGCUAGGUCGGGGAUAGUGUCUUUGUUUACAUGUGUAACUACAAUAUUUCUUUCAAAACACAAAACUAACCUUGUGCCAAGCUUCUUACCUGCACUUUCAAGCAGUACUUGUAUUAUAUCUUUAGCUAACCAGUAUAAUACUUCAGUAGACGCUGCAAUAGUUCAGAGACAGGACGGUGACUUCCAGGUUAAAUGUCUGAAAGUAACAGUGGUUUUAAAAAGGUGUUGUGAUCAUAUCUUGGGUUCUGCUGUAUUCAUGGUUGGCUGGGAAACCAAUGACUUGCUCUUCUUAAACAUCAUUUCCACAUGGAUUUUAAUGUGUUUAACAAAAACAAAACAAAAAAAAAACAAUUUUAAAUCCAACAGUAGCUGCCAAGAAACCAACUAAACUUGAUCAAGACUGGGUUGCAUUCAUUUAUCAUAAUUCUCAUUCUGUAUUUGUAUAUACAUAUUGCUGCCCCAGGAUCUGUACGAUUUGAGACAUACUUUACGGUAAUGACUGCAAAUAGUCACUAUUAGCAUUUAUCACCAUGUGAAAUAAUCAGGGAAAGACAUUUACAGAAAAAAAUUGUGAAAGGAAGAUGGUCUGUAAAGUACACUGUCUGUAUUUUCCUUUUUGAUGUGGCUGCUCAGUCUUCACGUUUAAAAACCCAAGGUCCAUGAUCAGAGUUGAUGAGGUUUCUGCCUUAUUUCUUUAGUCAUGUUGGUGGUAUGGCUUGGGUGUGUUUUAGACAGUUACUCCUGACACAAAUAUUGACGAACACGGUUAACCGGGAUAGAACAUGGUAAUAAUAUAUAUAUAUAUAUACACUGUUCAAUAGUUUGGGGUCACGUAGAAAUGUCCAUCUUUUUGAAAGAAAAAAGCUUUUUUUUUCUCAGUAAAGAUAACAUUAAAUGAAUUUGAAAUCCAGUCUAGACAAUCUUAAUGUGGUAAAUGACUAUUGUAGCUGGAAACAGUUCAUUUUUAUUGGAAUAUCUACAUAGAGGUACAGAGGAACAUUUCCAGCAACCAUCACUCUUGUGUUCUAAUGCUACAUUGUGUUAGCUAAUGGUGUUGAAAGGCUAACUGAUGAUUAGAAAACUCUUGUGCAAUGAUGUUAGCACAUGAAUAAAAGUGUGAGUUUACAUGGAAAAUAUGAAAUUGCCGGGGUGACCCUGAACUUUUGAAUGGUAGUGUAUAUAUUCUAUAUUUUAGCAAACUCAUGCUUAGGUCAGAGCUGUUGAAGUGAUUACAUGCAGCCUCACAAAGCUGCAAGUUAAGACUGGAGACUCAAAAGCCCUUUUCAGACAUGGGAAAUGUAACAUUGCGGCUUCAUCAUUCUGGUAAAGUGAUAAAAUUUAAUUUUCUUCUCAGACAUACUCCCCACAAUGACAGAGACAUUCACAGUAUGGUAUUUGUCACACAUGGAAGAUUGGAGAGAACAUGCAGUGAUGUGUAAUACAUAAUAAUACACUCAUAAACAAAAGACUAAAUUGUAACUGAUAGCUGUUGAUCAAAAUGUCCAAACAACUGACAGUUAGCUUAUUUAUGAAUUUCUAAACAGUGAACAUUUUGUCCAUGCAUGAUGAUAAUCAAAACAUGACUUUACUAACAGUAAUGUAAAAAUAUCUUGACAGCUGUGGUGGCAGUUCAGACAACAUAAGGACAGUCGCUUUGUGACAAAUGAUUGAACUGCAGCUGAUAAACUGUGAGUGUGUGACCACUCAUCUGUCUGAGGAUAGGGAGAAUACACAGUGUGACCUGCUGUUUAAUCCUGAUCCACCCUGUCUGUAUGUCAGGGAUAUUUUGUAAUGACAGAUAAUUAAUGAAGUUAAGGCUGUAGUUCCAUAUGCAUAAAUGUGUGCAACUCUGUCCCUUUAGAGAUGUUCUCAUGGAUCCUGCUGCUGCAGGUAUUUACUUUAACUCCACAAAUGACAGGAAACAAUUAACUAAAAAAAACCAGUUAUUUUUAUCAUAUGGUCAAAAUACAGAUAACAUUUAUUAAUUAGUAAGUCUCAUUUGGUCUUUUCUGGGGUAAAGUUACACUUUUAUGAACGUUUCAGUUUGUAGUAGAUGUGAAUAAGAACAACAAUGUAGACAAGAAAGAUGUUUUGUGAUUUUGGCACACAAAUUGUCUUUCGCUCUCUGAUGUUUUGGACCACUGUUGGUGCUGACAAAGUCUUCCCCAAAUCACUUCACACAACUCAGAAGUACUUCUCUUGCUUUUGUGUAUCCCUUAUUGUGACUGCAUGCACUGCAGACUUGUACUGUGUACAGAAAUGUCACUAGUGUCGACCUUGUAAGAUCACUGUCUGGACUUUUACAAGGAAGUGAACAGAGUGCUCAUUCAGAAAUGAGGCCAACAGGCUCAGUUGUGGAAACGAAUAAGUGGAAAGCAGUGCAUGUCUGAAAGGGGCUUUAGUCCGAGCUUUGGCCAGCAUUUCUGCUAUUUUUAAUGACAACAUUCUGAGACAUGCGAACAUAGUAACAUUGCUACAAUGAAGCCAGACAAAUGAAAACACAAGCAAGGACCAACUUCUAAUGCAAAUACAGUGGAUCCAGAAUAAGCCUGAAGCUAUCUUUGAAGUGUAAUGGACAUGGUGUUUACAAUAUAAAGUUUGGGUAAUAACUUUAUUUUCACUUUUAAAAACAUUAGGGUACCUGGAGUUUUAUUUUCACCUGUCUGAUGGUCCAGUUAGACUGACGGUUAACAACUGACACAGUGAAUACAAUGUUAGAACUGAUGGUAGUGAUGGCCAAAGCUAUAAAAUUAAGUACUUUUUUUCAGUGAUUUUUCAUGUUGCACUAAUCUGUUCUUUGCACUUACAUGCUGCUGAUUGUGAGAGAUCUGUGCCCAUAUAUUAACCAGUUGGGGCUGCACAGUGGCUUGGUUGUUAGCACUUUCACCUUACAGCUAGAAGAUCCCCGGCUCACAUCCCAGCCUUCCCAGGAUCUUUCUGCAUGGAGUUUGCACGUUCUCCCUGUGCCUGUGUGGGUUUUCUCUGGGUUCUUCAGCUUCCUCCUACCGCCCAAAACAUCCAUCCAUCCAUCCAUCCAUUCUCUAUACACCACUUUAUCCUCAGUAGGGUCACAGGGGAUGCUGGAGCCUAUCCCAGCUGACUCGGGCGAAGGCAGGGGACACCCUGGACAGGUCGCCAGUCUGUCACAGGGCUACAUAUACAGACGAGCAAUCAUACUCACAUUCACACCUACGGGCAAUUUAGAAAAAUCAAUUUACCUCAGCAUAUUUUUGGACUGUGGGAGGAAGCCGGAGUACCCGGAGAAAACCCACGCAUGCACAGGGAGAACAAGGAAACUCCAUGGAGAAAGAUCCCAGGCCCACCCCGGGAUUUGAACCAGGGAUCUUCUUGCUGCAAGGUGAAAUUGCUAACCACUACGCCACUGUGCAGCACCCAAAAACAUGCUGAGGUUAAUUGGUAAUUCUAAAUUGUCCUUAGGUGUGAAUGUGAGUGUAUGUAUUCUGUAUGUCUGGCCCUGUGAUAGACUGGUGACCUGUCCAGGGUGUCCCCUGUCUUCGCUCUAUACAUCAGCUGAGAUAAACUCCAGUCUUCCUGCAACCCUAAUAAGGAUUAAGUGAUAUAUAGAUGAUGGAUGGAUGGAUGGAUGGAUGGAUGGAUAUUAACAAGUUCCAUUUUAUGCCCAUAACUUUAUGGAAUUUGGAGAGUUAACCAUUUUGCCAAUUCUUCAAAUUGUUGUGAAAUGCUUCACCAAGGAAGCUAAUUGUAGUUCGUAAGUUUCUGUAGCACCAGCAGAGUAUCUAGUAAUUAUGGAAUGUCAAUGUGACCCUUAAAAUUGUUGAAAUUUUCUGUAACUUGCUCAUGAUGGUGUGAGAGUGAUUUCUGGUAGCUUGGAAUAUAUAUACUUAAUCAGAUUGCUGAACAUUGGGACACCGAUAUUUGUCUGUGUUUCAUAUUUCAGGGACAAGAGGUUUAAAAGUUUUAAGUUCAGUUAGCCUUGAAAAGCUUGUUUGUAUUGUUACGAGCCCUCAUUAAAAUCACAAGGACUGCUAGCUAAGAGAAAUCCACUUAGUAUUUGUGAAGGACAUUUAGACAAAGAAAAAUGUAACCAGCAGCUGUACUUUAAACAGGCACGAACAGGUGGAAGCAUCAGCAUACAUCACCCAUCUUCUGAAAUCGAAGCGAAAAGUAAAGGAAAUGUCUUACUGCUUUCUUGCCAUUUCAGUUUAUAUUCAGGAUAGCUGAUGAGUGUUUUCCAUUGUAGCUAAGAGGGAGGAAAAUUAUUCCACUCGGCUGGUCAGAUUUGAUUCAGGAAACAUUAUCUGAGAGUAGUCUAGGCAAAAGCGGGAGGGUGGAGGGGAGUGUGCGUGUGUUGCAGGGCAAAAACUUGACAUGCCUUUUUCACAACGAAUGAAUACUUUGCAGCUCCUGUUUCUGUCUCUUCGGCAACCCAUGAAACCUACGCUCUCUUCAGUACAAACAAGCUAUCAAUCAGCAAGGCUUUUCCUGUCAAGAUGAAGGAUGUGGCACAUUUACAGGGACUGUGAUUCCUGUUUGCAUGUCAGACGCACAGAGUGGAACUCAUUGGCAUAUGUGUUUUUUAAAUUAGAUGUUGGCUGAACAUCUUCGAGACUAUUUUUUUCCUGUUUUGACCCGGAUUCUUUUGGAAGUAUUUGUAUGCAAAGAAAGGAGGUAAUCUAUCAACUCUGUUUAAUCAUGACCUUUUGCUGUCUGAUUAGCUCAGUAACUAAUUACACAGCUGGCACUGACAGUGAUUUGGGGCUAUUUUUAGUUUUUUAAAACUUAAUAGGAGACUUGUACAAUGAAGUGGGACCCAGCAAAGAGGAUGAAAACAUUUGAUAAUACAGCAAAAAAAUUUAAAUGCAGACAAAAGGACAGAGCUUAUCUCUCUAGACAGAUAUGUAACUUCCUGAUUCCAUUUUUUAGUCUUCAAAAAACUGUAGCUCCUCACUCUGCUUUUCCUCGUCUUUUCAGAAAAAUCACGUACUGUGCGCUUACUGUAUCGAAAGCGGAGGGCUCCGACUCUCCUCUCGGGUCAUGUUUUUACUGUUCUAUUCACAAGAGCUAAUGCACUGUCACUGUCAGUGCUUAUCAAUACAGUCAAAGACUUGAAAAUAGAAAAACACUUUGUUUGCAGCAUCUCAAUUCUCCCAUAAUCCCUCUGCUAGAUGGAGACUGGCAAUGUGACUCAAAUCUGCCGUCGUGUCAACUAAUCCGCAUAGAGGGCCUCUAGCACUGUACGAUGCCUUCAGAGCAAAGCGCAGGCUUGCAAUUAGUGACACGGCAAGGAAAUUUGAGAUAAUAAGAAAAUGUUGACGCAUUGUUUCAUGUUCGCUGAGACUUGAUCAAAAUCGAAGUGGAUGUAGGUGCCAAAAAAUGACAUGAAAAAAUAAAUACCAUAAGUAGAGUAUAACUUUCAAGGGGUAGGAUAUUUGUAGAAUAUUUGUUUUCUUUGUUUGGGGGAGGGGGGUGUUCACAUGGGGGCACACAAUGUAAACCAUUGAAGCUACAAUCACAAUCCAUCCAUACCGUGAAGGAACCUGACUCAAGUUGUGUUGUCGCCAUAAAAAUGAAGAGUUUGUACUUUGUGACUCUUAAACUUUUUAUAUUUGUGUUUAAUAUAUCAAUGAGUACCUCUGUUAACUUUUGUAUAAGACUAUAGUAUAUACAAACACAUACAUACACACACAACACACCUCCACAAAGGGACUUCAGUCUGUCUCUGUGACGGCUAAAUGUUGUAUAACUUUUAUUUUGUGUCUAAUGAACCACAUCUCUUCCUUUUGUAGUUAUUGGUAAACGUUUCAAUUUCCAGGUGACUUUGAUUUGGUUACUCUUGUACUACUAAGCUCUGUAUUUGCAAGCACUGUAAAUGCGAUUCUCAUUGGAUUCGUCCUCUGUACAUUUAGUACUCUGAUGUUGCUAUUAAUAAAAUGUAAAACAUCACAGGCCUGUGCUAUAGGGACUUUGUUGGAAUGAGUCUGGGGGAACGCAGCGAUCAGAGCAAACAGCACAAAAUAAAAGAUUUGAAUAUGAA
Messenger RNA from Acanthochromis polyacanthus (spiny chromis), 10505 nucleotides. RefSeq names its product adherens junctions associated protein 1 (gene ajap1). Gene Ontology annotation, molecular function: beta-catenin binding. The transcript has 6 exons. Lineage: Eukaryota; Metazoa; Chordata; Actinopteri; Pomacentridae. Gene Ontology annotation, cellular component: adherens junction; cell-cell contact zone; cytoplasmic side of plasma membrane. The coding region runs from base 848 to 2020 and encodes 390 amino acids. The record is from RefSeq and is a predicted model, not a curated record.